CACGCGACCGCCUCGUCGCUGGAAGUCUGCGUGCUGGUCGCGCCCAGCCGCCUCACCCAGGAACUGGGGUCUGUGGGCCAGUGUAGCCGUCCCUACGAAGUCUGGCACGACCCCUAAAGUUAGGUCUGAAGACCCGUGGGCAGCCUGAGCGCCGAGGAGGGCCCUGAACGCUCCAACUCGCCCUGGAAACGUUUUUCCGUACAGCAACAUGGCGGCGCCCGUGGACUCUUAGAAAAGGAGAAAGCUUUUUUUCUGUGGACUGAAAGGGGCGUUUUUCAUGAUCACUAUUUAGAUGGGUGCUGUUUUCAUGAGGAGAGUCUGGGAAGGCGGCGUCCGCUUUUCUGACAACUGAAGAGGAUACUUUGUCCUUUUAAAGAUUCAAUGACUUCCUGACUUGGAGGAUGUGGACCUAGUGGCUAGACCCAAGGACCAAAGCAAGAAGUCGUGGGGGGCCCAGGAAGACAGGAGGAUCACAUUGGGAUUCCAGACAUAAGAUCAGGUUUUAACCCCCUUUGGCCAAAUUUUGGCUGAAAAUGUUGAAUUAUCAACUCUGAAGUUAAAAAGAAAGUUUAUAUUAAAACAUUGCAAUUUUCCUUAGAAUUUCUGUAUAUAUUAACAUCAUGAAUGAUAAAUUCUCUUCAAUGUGCAUGUCAGGUUUAUGUACUUGUAUAUCAAAUCUAUCUGUGUAUAUGAAGUGUGUGUUUAUUGAAAUACAAGACAUUUAAGAAGCUAAUCUGGAAAGUUGGAUUUUAAUUCUAGUUCCUAAUUCCCAGAGGCUUUUUUAAAGGAAGGGAAUGUCUGUGGUACACCAGUUGUCAGCUGGGUGGUUACUGGAUCAUCUUUCUUUUAUCAACAAGAUAAACUAUCAACUUCACCAGCAUCAUGAACCUUGUUGCAGUAAAAAUGAGUUCACUACUUCUAUUCACUUUGAGUCUCUACAAAUGGAUUCUGUGUCCUCCUCUGGAGCCUGUGCUGCAUUUAUUGCUUCUGACUCUACCACUAAGCCAGAGAAUGAUGAUGGAGGAAAUUAUGAAAUGUUCACACAAAAAUUUGUUUUUCGACCUGAACUGUUUGAUGUCACCAAACCUUAUAUAACUCCAUCUGUUCAUAAAGAAUGCCAGCAAAAUAAUGAAAGGGAAGAUCUGAUGAAUGGUGUUAAAAAAGAAAUCUCCAUUUCUAUUAUUGGGAAGAAGCGUAAAAGAUGUGUUGUUUUCAAUCAAGGCGAAUUGGAUGCUAUGGAAUACCAUACAAAGAUCAGGGAGCUGAUUUUGGAUGGAUCUUUACAAUUAAUCCGGGAAGGUCUCAAAAGUGGUUUUCUUUAUCCACUUUUUGAAAAACAGGACAAGGGUAGUAAACCUAUUACUUUACCACUUGACACCUGCAAUUUGUCAGAAUUAUGUGAAAUGGCAAAGCAUUUGCCUUCUCUGAAUGAAAUGGAACAUCAGACAUUACAAUUGGUGGAAGAGGAUACAUCUGUUACAGAACAGGAUUUAUUUUUGCGAGUUGUUGAAAAUAACUCUAGCUUUACAAAAGUGAUUACUUUAAUGGGACAGAAAUACCUGCUACCACCGAAAAGCAGUUUUCUUUUAUCUGACAUUUCUUGUAUGCAACCACUUCUAAACUAUAGGAAAACAUUUGAUGUAAUUGUGAUAGAUCCACCAUGGCAGAACAAAUCAGUUAAAAGAAGUAAUAGGUACAGUUAUUUGUCACCCCUGCAAAUAAAGCAAAUACCUAUCCCUAAAUUGGCUGCUCCAAACUGUCUUCUUGUUACUUGGGUGACCAAUAGACAGAAGCACCUACGUUUUAUAAAGGAAGAACUUUAUCCCUCUUGGUCUGUGGAGGUAGUUGCUGAGUGGCACUGGGUAAAAAUCACCAAUUCAGGAGAGUUUGUGUUCCCAUUAGAUUCUCCACACAAAAAGCCCUAUGAAGGUCUUAUACUGGGGAGAGUUCAAGAAAAAGCUGCUCUACCAUUGAGGAAUGCAGAUGUAAACGUGCUCCCCAUUCCAGACCACAAAUUAAUUGUCAGCGUGCCCUGUACUCUUCACUCACAUAAGCCACCGCUUGCUGAGGUUUUAAAAGACUACAUCAAGCCAGAUGGGGAAUAUUUGGAGUUGUUUGCUCGAAAUUUACAGCCAGGUUGGACUAGUUGGGGCAAUGAAGUUCUCAAAUUUCAGCAUGUGGAUUAUUUUAUUGCUCUGGAGUCUGGAAGCUGACUAUGAUCUUGAUUAAAGUAGUGGUUUCUUCAUUGUUUCCUCACCACUUUUCCCUUCAUUCUAACUGAUUUUUUUAUUUUGUUACCAACCCGUAUUCUUAGAAUAUAAACAGGACUUGUUUUUUUCAGUAAGGGACCAGAAGUGACUAGCCUUCAUGUAUUUUAAGAUGAAUUUUACUUGAGUUGCACUAACAUUCUAUGUUAUUCUAGACUAUACAAAUUAAGUGGUAAGCAGUUAUAAAGAUGGCAAGACCAUGCUAUUGAAAAAGUUCAGAAAACAUACACCGUGGACCAGAGGUCUUAAUCCUAUCUAUGGAUGUGUUUUGUGUGGCCCAUAUAGUGUUGUAAAAAACAUUUAGAACCAUUAUUCUAAAAAAUAGGGAUAUUUCACAUUAAAGUCCAGAUUUCUGCUUCUUUUUAAACAUCAGAGGCUGUGGCUACACAGAGGCCUCUGUUCUUUCCUGGCAUCCGUCUGCAGGACCUAGCGGUGGUGGCCCACUUGGGAAGAGCCUUGUGCUCUCCACUUUGCCACAGUACCACUGCCGCCAUGCUGCUCACUUAUGUCAUCCACUUGGCCCUUGUGUGACCUGAAUUUGCAACCUCUGGUAUACUAUUACGUUCUGGAAAAAAUAUUCAAAGAUCUGCCAAGUACUGCAUUAGUAUACUGAGUUUAUAAGGCAUUUUUGUAGGGUUUUAAAUUGCAUUCAAGGUCACUUUCCAAGCACUUUUUGGUUUUGCUUAUUUUUCUAGAAGAAAAUGAAAAGCUAUUCCUUAUAAUAAACAUGGCAGCAAGUAAACAGUGUGAUUGUGAAAAAAAUAUUAUUUAUAGAUUUUCUACAAAUAAAUAUUUGUCUACCAAGUAAAAUAUUUUGACUGAAAUGAUUCUUUGAAAUGCAUAUUGAUUUAUUACGUAUUAACUUUUUAAAAAUUGAGGUAUAAUUUUCACAAAAUUCUCCAAUUUUCAGUGUCAAAUUCAGUGAAUUUUGAAAACAUAUAUACAGUUGUCUGUCUGCCACAGUGAUCGUGAUACAGAACACUUUCUUUACCCUGAAAACUUCUCAUUUUUCCUUUUGCAGUCCAUCCCCUGCUCCUAUCCUUGGCCCCUGGCAAACAUUGGUUUGCUUUCUAUCAUUAGUUUUGCUGUUUGAGAAUUUCAUAUAAAUGGAAUCAUGCAAUGUGUAAUCUAUUGUGCCUGGCUUCUUUCACUUAGCAUUUUGAGAAAAGCAUUUAUACUAUUUACAGAUUGUUGACAAAUAUUUAUCCACUAAGUAAAAUGUUAGACUGAAAUGAUUCUUUGACAAGCUUGCCAAUUUACUGAUUUUGUCAAAGAAAAAUAUGUUAUUUUUGAAAUUUGUUCAUCCUUUGAGUGUGUGAGUAUAGUAUCAGAGGCUUAAUUUUGUGUUUAUGGAGCUAUUCUAACUUGUUAUUUAAAAGGAAAAAGGUAUUAAACUUGAAGCAAACUUCUC
Molecule: messenger RNA, 3678 nt
Organism: Nomascus leucogenys (northern white-cheeked gibbon)
Lineage: Eukaryota; Metazoa; Chordata; Mammalia; Primates; Hylobatidae
Gene: METTL4
Product: methyltransferase 4, N6-adenosine
Cellular component (GO): nucleus; RNA N6-methyladenosine methyltransferase complex; cytosol
Molecular function (GO): RNA methyltransferase activity; site-specific DNA-methyltransferase (adenine-specific) activity; nucleic acid binding
Source: RefSeq, a predicted model, not a curated record